AUGAAUCUUGGAUACGCGAAGUGCCUUUCUGUGUGCAUUCCUAGUACUUCUUCUUUUUUUUUUUUUUUUUUUUUUUUCUUUUGGAGGCGGAGAGAGCUGCCAGUGAUAAAAAUGACAGAUUUAGACACCACAAAGAUAUCGAUCAUUACAGGGAAAAAGGCGGACCCCAGGCUACUCGUGGAAAUUGGGAUCCAUUCGGACGAGGUACCAGAGGCUGUCAAGAAAAGAAAUUCCCAGGAGAAGCGAUGCAACCUUUGCUGUAUGUCGUAUGGCUUUCUUCUCUCCUCAGCGAUGGUCCUGAUGGUGUCUUGCAUCGGAACUGCUGCAUGCAUCUUCACGGAAAAGAGAGUAAACUACACUUUAAACGGUACCAUGCGACAAGUGGCUUGGAUCGCGAUACCAGGGGUACUUGCUGGAACAACCCUACACUACUUUCUCUCGGAAGCGAUGUGGAGCAGCAAACGCAAUACAUGGGGACAAGCGUGGAUGAAGGCCAUUAGUUUCAAUAGCCUCACGUGGUGUACUGCUAUUAGCGUGGGAACUCUAUUUUGGCGCAAAGGCCUUCUCAUGAGUUCCGCCGGACGACGACUGUAUUAUCGUUACCCCAUCCCCACAGUGCCUUUGGACUCCCGGGUCCUCCGCAGUGAUGUGGAGUUUUUCACGGGAAUGGGUUGGACGUAUUGGUUAAGCGGCGUAGUUAGCGGUCAAGUUGGGUAUUUGAGUUGUGUGGGAUUUUGUCUUUGGAAUGACCGUCCCUACUUCAUGAUGAAUCCGCAUGGAGGAUAUGCUUUUCGCUGCAUGCCUCGUUGGCGUAGAGAAGCCUUUGCAAAGCAGGCGAAUGUCAGGCUUUCAGAUCUGUGA
Messenger RNA from Trypanosoma cruzi, 861 nucleotides. RefSeq lists its product as uncharacterized. Lineage: Eukaryota; Euglenozoa; Kinetoplastea; Trypanosomatida; Trypanosomatidae. The record is from RefSeq and is a predicted model, not a curated record. The transcript has a single exon. The coding region runs from base 1 to 861 and encodes 286 amino acids.